Messenger RNA from Acomys russatus (golden spiny mouse), 2553 nucleotides. RefSeq names its product immunoglobulin superfamily DCC subclass member 3 (gene Igdcc3). Gene Ontology annotation, molecular function: protein binding. The transcript is spliced from 15 exons. Gene Ontology annotation, cellular component: plasma membrane; axon. Gene Ontology annotation, biological process: axon guidance; cell-cell adhesion. The record is from RefSeq and is a predicted model, not a curated record. NCBI's taxonomy places the organism in Eukaryota, Metazoa, Chordata, Mammalia, Rodentia, Muridae. The coding region runs from base 1 to 2532 and encodes 843 amino acids.
AUGCGGCCCCAGCCUCCCGCCGCCCGGGCUCGGCCCCGGCCUGAGCCCCGGCCCCGGCCCCGGAGCCGGCCCCGCGGGACGCUUGCCGCGCGUCGCCGAGCCCAGCGGACCGAGAGCCCCAUGGCUGCGCCGCGCACCGCGUCCCCGCGCCGCCCGCCCGCGAUACGCCGGCCCGGGCUCCUGCCGCUGUUGCUGCCGCUGCUGCUGCUGCCCGCGCUGUGCCAGGGUCUGGGCCACUCUACCGAGCUGGCAUUUGCUGUGGAGCCAAACGAUGCUAUUGCAGUCCCUGGACAGCCCACAGUGCUGGGCUGCAAAGUGGAGGGGACCCCUCCAGUGCAAGUCUCCUGGAGGAAGAACGGAGCAGAGCUGCCUGAGGGCACCCACUCAACUCUGCUGGCCAACGGCUCCUUGCUGAUCCACCACUUUAGGCUCGACCAAGGAGGCGGCCCUUCAGAUGAGGGUGACUAUGAGUGUGUGGCUCAGAACCGCUUUGGGCUGCUGGUCAGUCGGAAGGCUCGCAUCCAGGCUGCAACCAUGUCAGACUUCCAUGUGCACCCCCAAGCCAUCAUGGGUGAGGAGGGUGGUGUGGCCCGCUUCCAGUGCCAAAUCCAUGGGCUCCCCAAGCCCCUGAUUACAUGGGAGAAGAACAGAGUCCCCAUUGACACGGAUGAUGAGAGGUACACAUUAUUGCCGAAGGGGGUCCUGCAGAUAACAGGACUUCAGGCCGAGGACAGCGGCAUCUUCCACUGCGUGGCCUCAAACAUUGCCAACGUGCGGGUCAGCCACGGGGCCAGGCUUACUGUGUCAGGCUCAGGCUCUGGGGCCUACAAGGAGCCCACCAUCCUUGUGGGGCCUGAGAACCUCACCCUGACAGUACACCAGACUGCAGUGCUGGAGUGUGUCGCCACGGGCAACCCGCGCCCCAUUGUGUCCUGGAGCCGCCUGGAUGGCCGCCCCAUCGGGGUGGAGGGCAUCCAGGUGUUAGGCACAGGAAACCUCAUCAUCUCAGAUGUGACCGUCCAGCACUCAGGUGUCUAUGUCUGUGCCGCCAACAGACCUGGCACCCGGGUGAGGAGGACAGCCCAGGGCCGGCUGGUGGUGCAAGCCCCUGCAGAGUUUGUUCAGCACCCUCAGUCCAUCUCUAGGCCGGCUGGGACCACAGCCAUGUUCACCUGCCAAGCUCAGGGGGAGCCACCCCCUCAUGUCACAUGGCUGAAGAACGGACAAGUGCUGGGCCCAGGAGGCCACGUCAGGCUCAAGAACAAUAACAGCACGUUGAGCAUUUCUGGAGUCGGUCCUGAAGAUGAGGCCAUCUACCAAUGUGUGGCUGAAAACAUUGCUGGCUCAUCACAAGCCAGCGCCAGACUGACCGUUCUGUGGGCUGAGGGGUUGCCAGGCCCCCCACGCAAUGUCCGGGCUGUCUCUGUGUCCUCCACUGAGGUUCGAGUGUCUUGGAGUGAGCCCCUGGCCCACACCAAGGAGAUCAUUGGCUAUGUCUUGCACAUCAGGAAGGCUGCCGACUCCCCCAAGCUGGAGUAUCAGGAAGCCGUCAGCAAGAGCACCUUUCAGCACCUCGUGAGAGACCUCGAACCCUCCACAGCCUACAGCUUCUACAUCAAAGCCUACACACCACGGGGGGCCAGUUUAGCAUCUGUCCCCACCCUGGCCAGCACCCUCGGUGAAGCCCCUGUCCCACCCCCAUUAUCAGUGAGGUUACUGGACAGCUCCUCUCUGCAACUGCUGUGGAAGGCCUGGCCACGGCUGGCCCAACACAAUGGUGGCUUCAAGUUGUUUUACCGCCCAGCCAGCGCAGCCUCCUUCACCGGCCCCAUCUUGCUCCCUGGGACCGUCUCCUCUUACAACCUCAGCCAGCUCGACCCCAGCACUGUGUAUGAGGUAAAGCUCCUCGCCUACAACCAGCACGGAGACGGCAACGCCACGGUCCGGUUGGUGUCUUUGAAGGGAGCCUCGGAGAGGACAGCCUUGAGUCCCCCAUGUGACUGCCGGAAGGAAGAUGUCACCAACCAUACAUCCACCACAGGCAUUGUGAUUGGCAUCCACAUCGGAGUCACCUGCAUCAUCUUCUGUGUUCUCUUCCUCCUGUUUGGCCAAAGGGGCAGGGUCCUCCUGUGUAAAGAUGUGGAAAACCAGCUCUCCCCUCCCCAGGGUCCCCGGAGCCAGAGGGACCCUGGAAUUCUGUCCCUGAAUGGAGUGAGCCGAGGAGAGGGGGGCCAGCUAGGCCGAGACGAAAAGCGUGUGGACGUCAAGGAGUUGGAGCACCUGUUCCCCGCAACUGGGUCAGCUGGGCAGCCAGGCUCCAGACCCACUGAUCCCGCAACCCCUGCUCUGUGUGAGGAGACCCAGCUCUCUGUGGUGCAGCUUCAAGGCUUCAGCCUUGUGGAGGGGAGGACAACAGAGGCCAAAUCCCCCUGCACGGGGCCUGGGCCUGUCCCAGCACCCCAGGAUGGAGGCUCUGGCCUCCUCGGCGAAGGGCAGACCAGCCAGCCUCCAGCAGUCCCAGCUUCCCAGUGAGCUUACUUGGGACAAGAGCCA